Messenger RNA from Trichoplusia ni (cabbage looper), 981 nucleotides. RefSeq lists its product as uncharacterized. Bases 1 to 981 code for a protein of 326 amino acids. The transcript is spliced from 2 exons. NCBI's taxonomy places the organism in Eukaryota, Metazoa, Arthropoda, Insecta, Lepidoptera, Noctuidae. The record is from RefSeq and is a predicted model, not a curated record.
AUGGACUCCUCAUCUAUUGAAGAUCGGAUACCAAUGGGUGGAUCUCAACCGGAUCUAUCGACUAUUUUUACCAAUGAUCCCCAGGUGACAUUAAGGAAGCGUAAAAUACAAGAUCACAGUUGUGAAAUUGGUCAACAAUUAUCUGAUUUCCGUAAGGAUAUUGUGUCUCUUCUGUCCACGUUCACUACGACACACAACGACAACCUCCAGAAAAUGCGUCAAGAUAUAACCUCUGAUAUCAAGGAACAGAUUAAUAGGGUCGCAUCGCUGUCCGAGAGUUUGGUUGAAGAACAAAAUAUAAUAAAGGCAGAUUUGUCAGCCCUUAAGGAUAGAUUGAACACUGCCGAAAAGGAAGUCCUCGUCCUGUCCGACACUUCUAAGGUCUACAAAGAUGCUGACAAGUCUAUCAAGUCCCUGAUCAAGGAAUGUAAUAACGCCAAACAAUUUUCAAUGCUUAACAACCUGGAGAUUUCUGGCAUACCAUUUACAAAGGGAGAAAACCUAUACUCGAUCCUCCGCGACUUAUGUUUGCGCGUUGGGUUUGCGCUGUUGGAGAGUGACGUCGACACCAUUCACCGUGUUCGCCGAUUUGGCAGUAACGAUGAAUCAUCCCAGGUGUUGCGACCCCCCGCCAUAAUCGUGCGGUUCACACAGCGUAAGCGUAAGAACGAGCUAUUGGCAGCAGUCCGUGCCCGCCGCGGCCUCACCACCGCUGAGAUAGGCCUGCCGGGCGUCGCCGUCACCGUGUAUGUAGGAGAUCACCUCACGCCAGCAAACAAAUUGUUAUUGAAGCAGGCGAGAGAACUCAAGGCGGAACUUCAAUAUACAUAUCUAUGGAUACGCGAUUGUACGAAAGUAGCUAGGAUAGAGUGGGUAGACUUGACCGAUGAUGAUUUGGCUGACCCUGAAUACCACAGACCCGACCCACAGGUGCUGAGGUUUACAGUCAAAUUAUCCAGGAGGGAAUUAAAAGAAAUCUAA